This is a messenger RNA of Tetrapisispora phaffii CBS 4417, 1086 nucleotides long. Its product is annotated as C2H2-type zinc finger protein. The transcript has a single exon. Gene Ontology annotation, biological process: regulation of transcription by RNA polymerase II. The record is from RefSeq and is a predicted model, not a curated record. Gene Ontology annotation, molecular function: DNA-binding transcription factor activity, RNA polymerase II-specific; RNA polymerase II cis-regulatory region sequence-specific DNA binding. Lineage: Eukaryota; Fungi; Ascomycota; Saccharomycetes; Saccharomycetales; Saccharomycetaceae. Gene Ontology annotation, cellular component: chromatin. The coding region runs from base 1 to 1086 and encodes 361 amino acids.
AUGCCCAAAAAUAGAAUAAUGAGUUUAACUACACAAAAAAAACAAUUAGGCAAGAAAGUCACUUCUAAACCUACCAACCAAAAAAGAGCCAAAAAAAAAUAUGUAUGCACAGGUUUUGAAGGUUGCAAUAUGGUUUUUACUAGAUCAGAAAAUUUAACAAGGCAUAGAAGAAAACAUACUGGCGAAAAACCAUUUAAAUGUCAUGUAUGCUUGAAGUUUUUUAGUAGAAUUGAUAAUUUAAAACAACAUAUUGAAUCCGUCCAUGGUAAGGAUAUGGUUAUUCAGACAAGAAGAAGACGCAAUGGCAAUAAUGGUAGACAUGAAACAUUUACGAACAUCACUCUAGUUCAUGGUGUUUCUAAACCUUCCACUAUCACUGCCACAUCAACGAAUGCAAUUGAUCUUAAUUCGAUGCCAUCUAGUCACCUUGGCUACAUGCAGUUGCCACCAUCAAAUGAAUACAGACAAAUAAAUGUAAACAAUCCUAUCUAUUCACCCAAUUUAAUGAAAAUGGAUCAAGCUUAUGGCGGAUUUUAUGAAAUUCAAAAUGGCAAUAAUGAAUUACCAACUCCUCCGCCUAGUCAAAUUGCUCAACAUAUUACCUAUACUCAAAAUAGUGUACCUCAUAGCAAUUUCUCUCCACAAGCAUCAUUCUCAUUAUCUCCAAUCAAUCAGAGUCAAUAUGUUGGAUACGAUAAUAUUAAAACAAGAAGAUUGCCAUUACCAAUACAUGCAAACCCCAUAGGUAAUAUCGGUUACGGCGGGGAACCAGCAAGCGUCCACAGACCACUUGAUAAUCAAAUAUUAUAUAAUUACAACCAGCCAGAAUUACCUCCUUCUAACCAAGUGUACGUGCAACAAGAAAGGCCAAUGUCAACGUACCAACCACCACAACAGCAAAGACCCGCUCAAACAAGAUUACCACAACCAUAUACUCAAAAUAGUUCAAUUCAAACAUACCUUCCGUUGAAUAGAGAGUAUCACCAUGACAUAACUAGCAACUCGGAACAUUCGCCAACAUACAGAACAUAUCAAAACUUACCAACCAUGUUACCUUUAGGUAAUCAUAAAAGUUUAAUAAUAUAA